This is a messenger RNA of Tinamus guttatus (white-throated tinamou), 1519 nucleotides long. It is a transcript of the gene NUDT3, whose product is annotated as nudix hydrolase 3. Lineage: Eukaryota; Metazoa; Chordata; Aves; Tinamiformes; Tinamidae. Gene Ontology annotation, cellular component: cytoplasm; nucleus. Gene Ontology annotation, molecular function: bis(5'-adenosyl)-pentaphosphatase activity; diphosphoinositol-polyphosphate diphosphatase activity; endopolyphosphatase activity. The record is from RefSeq and is a predicted model, not a curated record. Gene Ontology annotation, biological process: adenosine 5'-(hexahydrogen pentaphosphate) catabolic process; diadenosine pentaphosphate catabolic process; diadenosine hexaphosphate catabolic process.
AUGGCUUUGCCUACGCGCACCUACGACGGCGACGGCUACAAGAAGCGGGCGGCCUGUCUGUGCUUCCGCAGCGAGAGCGAGGAGGAGGUGCUGCUCGUCAGCAGCAGUCGGCAUCCCGACCGAUGGAUUGUCCCCGGAGGCGGCAUGGAGCCCGAGGAGGAGCCCAGCGUGGCCGCCGUGCGGGAGGUUUGUGAAGAGGCUGGAGUGAAAGGGACGUUAGGAAGAUUAGUGGGAAUUUUUGAGAAUCGGGACAGGAAACACAGAACGUACGUUUACGUCCUUAUCGUCACGGAAGUGUUGGAAGACUGGGAGGACUCGGUCAAUAUUGGAAGGAAAAGGGAAUGGUUUAAGAUAGAAGAUGCCAUAAAAGUUCUGCAGUAUCAUAAACCAGUGCAGGCCUCGUAUUUUGAAACCUUGAGGCAAGGUUGCUUGGCAAACAACGGCACUCCUGUCAUGACCACGACGUACUCUGAGAGCUCUGUGUCUGACAUCAGAUGACUGAAGACGUCCCUAUGAGAGAAAUUCUGAAAAAUAGACUGAAACAUGGAUUUCCCUCCCCUCUCCCUUUUUUCAUAUGCCUCCUCUAUCAAACAAGAAUGGGCAGCAGCCUGUGGCAGAGCAAGUGUUGAGAGUGCUGCAAUGUUAGUGCAAGGUGGGAUUUUUUUUUUUUUUUUUUUUUUUUUUUUUUUUUUUUUUUUGGAUAUGUAUUUUGUAAAAUACAUUUUGUGCAUGAAGUGCCCCUUUCCCGUUCCGCCGCUCCCACGGCCCGGAGAGCGAGGCUGCCCGUUCCGCCUCUGCCUUGUGUUCCGAGUGUCCCGUUCGUGUCAUCCCAGCCAUAGCCACUUUUUUUUUUUUUUUUUAAAUUAAAAGACUUCAAAUGUGAGAUCAGCUCUCUAAGUCUUAGUCUGUACUGUAAGGUGCUGUUGAGACCUGUGUGUUGGUCACAUUCAGCGCAUAUGUAUAAACUUUUUUUUUUUUAGAUGGAGAAUCUAACAAUUUUGCAGGAAUUUUUUUAAUCCUGGUCUGCUUCUGAAAAGGAUUCAUAAUUAAUCUGUUUGCCUUUUUCUUAUUUUUUUUAAUACACGUUCUGUGACAGUGCUAGUGGCUGGGCAGGUUUACUCCCCUUUCAAUAUCUCCCAGUUUAGUGCAGUGACACUUGAAGUCGAGGGCAGAGUUUUGAUCACCUGCAGACAUCCCUGCUGCUCAGAUGCUUUUCCUACAGCUUCCGCCAAUGUUUCUGCUUUUACAUCAAAACAAAAAGAAUUGGUCUUUUUCACUUGGCCAAAAACAAAUAGCCUCAGAUGUGCUAUGAUAGAAACUGAAUUUCAUUGUGGUAGGAAUCAGGGAUUCAGAGUGGGGUCGAAGUCUGGCAAACUGGAGCGUCAAUCACCAACGCUGACCGCUGAUCCUGCUGCGUUCUGCUGGUGUCUCUCCUUGUCCAAUGCCUUACACCGUGCUGAACUGGAUAUUGUGACUUGUGCUAAAGCAUCGGGUUGGACUCGCCGAGUGUUAGUGCACC